CUAAUUAACAAAAAAUUUGACUUGAGUUGAUCAAACUUGUCACCAAUAUUAAUUUCAACCUUAUUUGUUACCUUAUACUGAAUUUUCUCUUCCUUCAUCACCCUCACCCACCCCACCACCCACUCACCAGCUUGAGGGUAUUUUCUCUCUCGCUCUGUGCGCAUGUGAUGUGCCAACAUUCCUCGGCACACGUUUACACCAGAUUCCUGAUUCUUUUCAUCUCCCUCAAUCUUCUCCUACCACCUUUCCAAUUUCCACUAUUUGCCCUCAUUUCGAUGCUCAUUUCUCCAUAAGAAAAAUCUACCCAUCUCGUUAUACUGCAUUUCUUUUUUCUUUUUUCUCUUUUGGUUGCUCAUUCAGGUUUUUCUUUUCACUAUACUAUGUCCUGCAAAACUCCUUAUAGUCAAGAUUAGACUAAAAUAAAGAAUCAUUUAUCAUUUCUUCGGCUACAAUUGCAUCCCUCAUUCUCUCUAUGUGCUUAAUCUCUUCAGCAUAAAUUUUCCCUGCAUUCAGUUAUUGACGGUUACUCUCUUUUGUAUCCCACAUACUGUAGUUUCCUAGUUUUAAUUUUUUAUCUGUAAGCAAGAUUUACUGGGUUUCUCUUCUUUUUUCAGCAAACUUUACUGUUGUUAUAGAAACCCCAUAUUUGUUAAAAAGCUCCAAACUUUGAGGUUAGAUUGUUGAUAAAAUUCGAUUUUAGGAAAAUACCCACACGGGAAUUGUUGGUGGUUAACCUGAUGCAAUCCGGAGUUGUUCAAAUGAUGGAGGAAAGUAAAGAUCAUUUAGUUGGAGGUAGGACUAACCAAACUAGGGCUUUUCCACGGAGGCUGCUACAGUUGUUGAUGUUGUUUCUGUUAUUGUGUUUUACUUUUUCUGUUGCUAGUAUUUAUAUGAUCAAGUACUUUGGUUUUCAUAGCAUAGUUCCUACAGUAAAACCUAGUUUACAGCCAUGUAUUGAGGAAGAAUGGAAAAACAUAGAGCUUUGGAUUAAUCCUCCGUCAAAUUUGCUGCAUACUAUGAAUGAUAAGGAGUUGGUAUGGAGGGCUUCAAUGGCGCCCAAGAUAAAGAAGUAUCCAUUCAAGAGGGACCCUAAGAUUGCAUUCAUGUUCUUGACUAAAGGGCCAUUGCCAUUGGCACCUAUUUGGGAGAGGUUUUUUAAGAGGCAUCAAGGAUUUUAUUCAAUUUAUAUUCAUUCAUUGCCGUCUUUUGAGGCUGAUUUUCCUGCUUCAUCGGUGUUCUACAAGAGGCAAAUUCCCAGCCAGGUGACAGAAUGGGGAAAAAUGAGUAUGUGUGAUGCUGAGAGAAGACUCCUUGCAAAUGCAUUGCUCGACAUCUCCAAUGAGUGGUUUGUUUUGCUUUCUGAGUCUUGCAUCCCCAUCUACAAUUUCAACGUCAUCUACAAGUACAUAAGUCAGUCAAAGCAUAGCUUUGUUGGUGCAUUUGAUGAUCCCGGACCAUUUGGAAGAGGUCGAUAUGAUGAGAAUAUGUUACCCGAGGUUAACAUUUCUCAGUGGCGCAAAGGAUCACAAUGGUUUGAAAUUAGUAGGAAGCUUGCUCUUUACAUAGUCGAAGACACAAAAUUCUACCCCAAGUUUGCGGAGUUCUGCAGGCCAGCAUGUUAUGUAGACGAGCACUACUUCCCAACUAUGCUGACCAUUCAAGCAUCAAAUCUCUUGGCAAACAGAAGUAUAACAUGGGUUGACUGGUCCAGGGGCGGGGCACACCCUGCCACUUUUGGAAUAUCAGAUAUCACGGAAGAGUUUAUGAAGAGAAUGCUGGGAGAACGCAGCUGUAUGUACAACGACAGAAAUACAUCAGUGUGCUAUCUUUUUGCAAGGAAGUUUGCUCCAAGUGCUUUGGAACCUCUGUUUCUGCUAGCACCAAAAUACUUAGGUUUCUAGAGUAUAAACAUGUAGGUUUGUUGUAUCAGGUAGGUGACUUCCCCCACUUGUGAGAUUACAUUGGGUAUCUUCUUAUUGUUGUUGUCAGAUUACAUUUUUCUGCCACCAUGUUGAGUUUGUUGUUUGAGUGUUUUGCUGGUACUUUUAGAUGGUUAGCUAUAUGGGUCCUUCUCCAUUUCUGACUUUGAAACUAUACUAGACAUGUAUCAUGUAUGUAUAUGCACCAGAGGUAUUUUGCGUAAUAUGUGAUUGUUCUUCCA
Molecule: messenger RNA, 2161 nt
Organism: Capsicum annuum
Lineage: Eukaryota; Viridiplantae; Streptophyta; Magnoliopsida; Solanales; Solanaceae
Product: glycosyltransferase BC10
Exons: 2
Coding region: 738-1901 (387 amino acids)
Cellular component (GO): membrane
Molecular function (GO): glycosyltransferase activity
Source: RefSeq, a predicted model, not a curated record